AUGGCUGCUCUGCCUCCUCGCCGUGACAUCCAGAUUCCCUUUGGGAAUGCGCGGAUGGCUGCGUGGCUGUACUCGUCGCCUGUCGCUUCGCCGCAGAAACCUGGGCCGGCGAUGGUAUGUGGACACGGGUUGGGAGCGGUCAAGGAGAUGGGACUGGACAAGUACUGCGAACUCUUCCAGAAGGAAGGCUACACCGCUGUCGCUUUCGACUACCGAGGCUUCGGCGAGUCGACAGGCUCAGAACCACAAAUCCUCGACUGGAACAUGCAGCAAGAUGACUGGGCCGUCGUGCUCGAGUACGUGCGGAACUUGCCUGAAGUUGACGCAUCACGAGUAGGGGUAUUCGGCACCUCCUUCGGCGGCGGCCACGUAAUCGCCGUCGCAGCGAAAGACAAGCGCGUAGCAGCCGCCAUCUCCCAAUGUCCGUUCACGAGCGGUCCUCACUCAGCCGCGACGCUCGGAUGGUACGCGCCGUUUGCGUUGACGGCGUUGGGCAUCAAGGAUUUGUUGUUCGGGAAGCCGGGUGACUACGUGCCGGUCAAGUUGGCGGGAAAGCCAGGCGAAGUCGCACUCAUGAACGCCCCGGACGUCGAGUCCGGCUACAAGCGCCUCAUGCCUCCCUCCCUUGAAGCCCGCGGCCUCCCAAUCACCGUCGCUGCCCGCGCGGCCCUCCAAAUCCCCUUCCUCCGACCCGGGUCGUACGCUCCGCAAGUCGAGUGUCCGAUAUUCUUUGCGAUUUGUAAAGGGGAUACGGUGGCGCCUGCUGGACCAACGAGGGGGUGGGCGAAGAUGGCCCCGAGGGGAGUGGUGAAGGAGUAUGAGCUGGGACACUUCUCGAUCUAUGUCGACGAGGGAUUCGAGCAGGCGUCGAAGGAUUAUGUCGAUUUCCUUCGCCAGGUCCUUCCCGUGAGGCAGUAG
Molecule: messenger RNA, 918 nt
Organism: Rhodotorula toruloides NP11
Lineage: Eukaryota; Fungi; Basidiomycota; Microbotryomycetes; Sporidiobolales; Sporidiobolaceae
Product: alpha/beta hydrolase, aminopeptidase
Exons: 5
Coding region: 1-918 (305 amino acids)
Source: RefSeq, a predicted model, not a curated record